This is a messenger RNA of Dermacentor silvarum, 617 nucleotides long. RefSeq lists its product as uncharacterized. Lineage: Eukaryota; Metazoa; Arthropoda; Arachnida; Ixodida; Ixodidae. The record is from RefSeq and is a predicted model, not a curated record. Bases 40 to 552 code for a protein of 170 amino acids. The transcript has 3 exons.
UUCACCAGUACAGCAGCUCCGCUCAACUUGCCAAGCAUCAUGAACGCCUUCACUUUAGCCAUCGCCUGCCUUCUCGUGGCCGGAGCCCACUGCGGCGCCGUCUUCACCUACGGCGUUCCAGCCACCGUGUCAGUUGUUCACCAGCCCGUGGUCAAGAAUGUGGUGCAACAGCACCUGGUUCAGCACGUGGUCCAGCAGCCCGCCGUUCAGCCGGUGGUUCAGCGCGUAGUGCACCAGCAGGUGGUCCACCAGCCUGUGCUGCACCAGCAGGUGGUUCAUCAGCCCGUGGUGUACCAGACCGCGGUCAGAGCUCCAGUUGUGGCGCAGCACAAGGAACUUGUCCACGUGCCACACCACGAGCACGGCUACACCAUCGAGCACAGCAAGCUUGUCCAGCCAAAGUCUACCGUCAUCCACCACCACCCUCUGACCGGCCUGCCGUACCAGCAGACCGACUACCACCAUGCCCCAGUUGUGACCGGAUCCCGCAGCUCCGUGUACCACAGCCGACCGGGUUACAUCGCCGAGCGUACCAAGACCUACGUCCUCUGAACAGUACACCACCCACGGUCACCCUCCUGAUCGACGUAUCAUCCAUUCAUCACUCGUCAUUUUCA